Messenger RNA from Paramormyrops kingsleyae, 1494 nucleotides. RefSeq names its product (Lyso)-N-acylphosphatidylethanolamine lipase-like. Gene Ontology annotation, biological process: lipid homeostasis; phosphatidic acid biosynthetic process. Gene Ontology annotation, cellular component: mitochondrion; lipid droplet. Lineage: Eukaryota; Metazoa; Chordata; Actinopteri; Osteoglossiformes; Mormyridae. The record is from RefSeq and is a predicted model, not a curated record. Gene Ontology annotation, molecular function: lysophosphatidic acid acyltransferase activity; phosphatidylcholine lysophospholipase A1 activity.
GUCUGCCGCAAUAUUUGCCCUGAAAUCAUUGGGUUUUUAUAAGACGAAUGUCAUCGGAAACGUUCCCGGUAGCUUAACACGAUCGGAGUAUGUGUAUUCGGAUUUUCAGGAUAGAUACUGCAAGCCCCUCCUGGUCCCAGAAGUGCGGAAGCGGCUGUGACGGGCAGCCGGUCGUAGAUUAUGGAAGGCCAACGGGGUAGAUAUCCGUACGGUGGGAUAGACCCACUCUCGGGCUCCUGAUGUCAUGACUACACGUCCCACCUGUCAGAUACAUUUUGCUGUGCUCUCUCUCCUUAUACCAUGAUGGACAGCGACAUUGACACGGAAUCCUCAUCCGGCUGGCGGUGGUGGUGGCCAUCCUGGAGGCCAACGUCCGCAUCCCUGCUGAAAAGUGCAGAGGCAAAGAUCCUUGCGUGUCUGAAGAACAACCUGUGUGCCCGGUUUGUGACCUUGCCCAAUCAGGAGAGGAUCUGGACUCUGACAGUGACCAAUAACAGCCCUCAUAAGCGUUCCAAGGCAGACUCUCAGAUGCCCCUGGUGAUGGUCCAUGGAUUUGGGGGAGGGGUUGGGCUGUGGAUCCAGAACCUGGAUCCUCUGUGUCACUCCCGCCCGGUCCACGCUUUCGACCUGCUCGGCUUCGGCCGCAGCUCCCGGCCGCACUUCCCCUCGGACGCCACUCUGGCCGAGGAGCAGUACGUGAGCUCCAUCGAGCAGUGGAGGCAGGCCAUGGGACUGGAGCGCAUGAUCCUAUUGGGCCACAGCCUGGGUGGUUACCUGGCAACAGCCUAUGCCAUCCAGUAUCCUGAGAGGGUCACCCAUCUUAUUCUGGCAGACCCCUGGGGGUUUCCGGAACGCUCCCAGCCUGACACCGAAGUUUCCGGGAGGUCAGUCGUCAAGAGACAGGCCCCUCCCCGAUGGGUGAAGGCGCUGGCAUCAGUCGCCAGUCUGUUUAACCCUCUGGCAGUGAUUCGUGCAGCAGGACCUUGGGGACCAGGGCUGGUGAACCGAUUCCGUCCCGACUUCAGAAGAAAGUUUGAGAGUCUUUUUGAUGACGACACCAUGACUGACUACAUCUACCACUGCAACGCACAGAAUCCCAGCGGGGAGGUGGGAUUCCGCGCCAUGUGCGAGUCUCUGGGCUGGGCCAAGAGGCCGAUGCUGCAACGGGUUCACCUGCUGCCCCCAGGGUUACCCGUCACCCUGCUGUACGGAUCGCUGUCCUGGGUGGACAGGAGCUCGGGGGACCAGAUGAGGCAGGUCCGGCCUGACAGCUACACCCGCAUUGUGGUUAUACAUGCUUCUCACCACGUCUAUGCUGAUGAACCGGAGGAGUUCAACCGGGUGGUAGAGAGGAUAUGCAGCAGUGUGGAUUAGUCCUGUGUGUGUGUAUGCAUGAGUUUGUAUUUACACCGUUGUGGGGACCAAAUAUCCACACACUGAGGUAAAACCUGUUACUUUUUAGCUUGUGGGGACACUUUUUUGGUCCCCACAAGA